AUUUAGUCACCCAUUAGACCGACGCUAGAAGACAAUAAAUUGAGGGGCUUAUUGGGUGACCCAAUUCUGACCCUCCAUGUCUCUCUAGUGCGGGAAGCAACAGGAAAGAAAAAGAAAAGCACAAUAUUGGCGGUCGCAAGUUCAGCUUGCAGGCCAGAGACCAACCACAAGACAGAGCUCGUGAAUGAUGUUUUAUUUGGCUCUGGUUUUCUCUUUUCCGGACCGAGAGUCAGGUGCAUAUUUUAUCUGCGACUCAGCGUUUGCCAACAAAGACCUAGCGGUGUAUGGCGUGCAGCUGGACUCCAUGGCGACAGGGGAUGCACCAUGAACUGCAUGGAUAUGGUUAUGGAUGGGUAGAGAAUCAUAAGAAAAGAGCCGCAAAUCCUCUCGUACCAGCGAACAUCGAUGAUCGCGUCUCCUCGAAGCAUUUAAAGUCCCAUUUCCCGUCCGAGGAUUGCAGUCGGGAUGCUAUCAUCUUACCCAUCCUUAGUCGGUCUUGUGUGGACAGCCUAAAUUAGCCCUUUGGCCAACUACAAUACAGUACAUAACCCCCUUUCAGGGAGAUGCUACAGUCAUGGCUUCAAAUAAGGACCCAGGGAGAGAACCACACCGCCGCCGUCGCACUGAUACAGGGGACUUAGGGGUUGGGUUGGGGAGUCACGACUUGAAUGACCAGGCCUCAACCAUGAUAGGAGCAAUACCACGUUCCCAGCCAAAUCCACCGCCAUCUCAGCCCCCAGAAGAUCCGAGGUAUCAAGAUUACCCUCCUCCACCCAUCCCGAAUACUUAUAGGCAGCCUUCACGACCAAUUACCGACAAUUAUCACAGUAACUAUACUCUCCGUGACUAUGAGCAGAGCCAACAUGGGGACAGAGGCCAUCCAAUACACGGGGGUAUAUCUCACCCCGGCCACUUCACAACCCCACUGACAGCCUAUGGCCCUGGAGGUCGAGGUCCACAGCUUGACUACCAACACACUGCACAAGGCGGUGAUUAUGCAAUGCGCCCAUAUUCAGACACAGCAAAUAUCCCAAUUUCACUUGGUUAUACCGGACAGCCUCUGGAGUACAUACCAUCUACCACGACCGGUAGUAACCAACCAUUUUCGCACCAGAUUGUUCCAUCACCCAGUCCUUCCGGCGCUAGCACCAAUCAAAUAUUUGACUCCCGUUACAGAGUACAAUCUAACCCCAGGGGCUUUUUCAAGGUUGGAAGGGUCUUUGCUGUCCUUUGGCACGAGAAUACGGAAGCCACAGCAACUCCACGAGGAGGCACUAGAAGCCGUGCAAGUGAAUGUGAAAUCACUGUGGGAAGGUUUGGUCAACGGAUCUAUAGUGACAUCCGCCGCAUGGUGGUUUUUAAGGAACAGGACCGAUGUUCCUGGUGCUUUCCGGUUCACACCUACAGCCGUCAAGGGGUCGCGAAAAGGGGCGUAGAUCCCUCCAAACACGCCAUCAUCUAUAUGGAUGGCACACAGCCGCGAUACGGUCCCAACGAACCGGGAAUGACCAAGGAGCCUUUGAAGGUAACUCCGGUGUCAUAUGACCAGAAGUUGGAUCGUAUGUCUCGAUUGAACUUUGGUAAAACUUAUACAGUCGAGCAUAACGUGAGAGUCCUUCCUAUAGGACAUAUCAGCGAGGAAUCCAUAGCCAGGUUCCAGAACUAUGCGAGAAGGGAAACUGAGCUUGGCUACUAGACUGUCUUGAAUCUGAAGUCACGUCCUUGCUCAGUAAAGUAUAAUUUUAUACUCUUAUCCCUUUUUUCUAUAUUCCUUGUCUUCUAGUCCGUCUCUCUCUCUGUGUGUGUGUGUUUUCUUUUCUUUCCUUUUCUUUAAUGAUAAUCAAACUAGGUGUCCUGCAACCUGACGCACUUCAUCCGGUGAAUCUUAAUACCAAUCCUCAAUCUCUCUGCUGAUAUAGGUUCAUGACAAACCUUGACGGCCUCGAUUGUCCACUCUUGAUACGAUUUCUAUUAUUAUGCAGUUUAUUUUAUAACUGCUAGUAACGUUCAGUCUUACCCCUUUAUGGUACUGUCUGACUUUAUGGGAUCAAUAUGUUGUGGCUGUGCUCAACCAUAGCCCUAAUUGCUUUCAUGGAUUGACGACAGAAUGUUAUGUUGAAUACGCUUAUCUCCACAUAUCAUACAACAUUUGGCCACUAUAUCUUUUAACCUCUUUAACUGUGCUUGUAUAUGUGGCAGUAUAUUGUGUUUCAUGUUUUGUCACUUCUCUCUUGUCGAUUUUAAUCAAUCUGUGAAUAUUCUAGUGUUGCGAAGUUAUUCAACAGACGUGUCUGAUCUUACGAGUGUAUUGCUUGUUAGAAUAUGGUGAAAUGAUCGACCCCUUUCAAGAGCCGCUAAGAAUGCAUCCUG
Molecule: messenger RNA, 2370 nt
Organism: Aspergillus alliaceus
Lineage: Eukaryota; Fungi; Ascomycota; Eurotiomycetes; Eurotiales; Aspergillaceae
Exons: 8
Coding region: 575-1696 (373 amino acids)
Source: RefSeq, a predicted model, not a curated record